Molecule: messenger RNA, 834 nt
Organism: Neltuma alba
Lineage: Eukaryota; Viridiplantae; Streptophyta; Magnoliopsida; Fabales; Fabaceae
Product: ruBisCO-associated protein-like
Exons: 1
Coding region: 1-834 (277 amino acids)
Source: RefSeq, a predicted model, not a curated record
AUGCCGCAGAUAUUUCGGCAAUACACGUACGACGACUCAUUUCUAAAGGUGUUCGUGGACAGCAACCUGGCGAGCGAGUACCAGAUCGCUCUGAUAUUCGCCAGAGACUACGACGAGCUCAAUUCUCCAACCAAUGGAAUUUUCAAUAUCUUCUGGGACAAAACCAAAGUCACUCCUUCUUCCAUCCUUCAGUUCAGAGAACGCCUUCCCGUCAACGUUAAGCUCAAAGUCUUCAUCUCCAUUGGCGAUCGCGACGUUAACUUCCGCCUCCGCCCUCUCGACACCCAGUCAUGGAUCUCCAACGCCACUAACUCGCUCACAAGCAUCAUCCGAGACGAACUCUACGCCCUAACCCUACACCAAAUCGAAUUUGGACUCGACGUCUUCUAUGAACACAUCGAUGACUCCGUCGAACCAAACGGAUUCGCUCAGUGCAUGGGCCAGCUUAUCAAGAACCUCAAGGCCGCGAAAGUCAUAACCGCCGCUUCCAUUUCGCCGUCGGCCAGUCUUAGCGAAGACUAUUACUCCUUGCUGAAUCGAAGGUUCUGCAACUAUAUAGAUUUGGUGGAUUAUCAGUUUCAGAAUGAGAUAACUUCUGUGGACAGUCUUGUCCUCUUGGAGGAACGGUUCAGUGCUGUUUCCAAGGUUUAUCCCCAGAGGAAGCUUCUCGCCGGGUACAGUGCCGAGAACGAGGAUUGGACUAAUCUCUCGCCCAUUGUCUUCUUCUUGUUUGGUUACAACCUCUUCAAGAAGAAAGAAGUUGCGGGUUUCUCCAUUCUCUACCAUGAUUUUGUGAAUCCUAUUCCUUCGCCGUCAUCGGACUCGCCCCCUUGA